GGUUAGGUAGUUUCCUUACUUGAGCUAUAACUCCUUCCUUUGAUGACAGCUUUUGAAACGCUUGAGUAACAUAGCAGGUGCAUAGUUAUCAUAUAAGGAAGGGGAGAUAGAGUGGAUUACGGCAUUUGACUUUAUGUAAUAAUAUGUAUAAUAUGACAGGCGCAAUCAGUUGUGGAGGAACCAACGGCGGAUAGCCUUUCAGCCUUUUCAGCCUUUUCAGCCCUUUAAACUUAGCGGGGUUGACAGCAGGGGGAAUCGACUGAAUCAACUGUGGGGUCCGCUAUAUCAUCCACUGUAAUUCUCGGUAACUUUACCCUGUUAGUCGCGUGCACGGGUCAAUAGCACAAAGACCCCUGAUUCUUACCAACAUUCCAAACUAUUCCCAUAAAAGAGACUUUGUCUUAAGAACCACCACCAUGUCGUCGUCAACUAGCUUAAGCCGCACACGCUCGCUUCAAAAACCUACUUCCGGAAGCAAUGCAUCAUCACGGGGAAAUGUACCCUCGGCGCGUAACGAGGCUAGGAACACGUCGCCUAGCAGACUACCGGUGAAACCCACCAUGACGACUCGAUCCAUGGCAUCGAAUACAACAACCUCCUCCUCUACUAUCACUGCGCGAAGAACAGCAAGCUCUACUAUUACGGGGAGACCUCCUUCAGGCACUUAUAGCAAGGUUCCGUCCGCACGCUCAGAUAAUGCUGGAAAUCCUGCAGCGAAAGCUCCCAGGCCUCUAGGCAGAGCAUCGUCUACGCGUCAAGUUUCAUCCUCGGCAACGACAACAGCAGGAUCAAUCCCCUCAACCCGCUCCGCAAGUUCAACCGUCAACCGACCGAGAUCAUCCGGCGGUCCGCCUCCAACAGCUUCUAACCGACCUAUCGGACACUCGCGAUCCAAAUCCACAGUCACGAGCCUCACGGCCGCAACAACCCUCCGCCCUGCCGCUCAAUCCCGGAUAUCUCAAACAUCAUCUACAUCGUCGGGCCGCACGAGCCCUGCCCCAAGCGCAGUCACAACAGCGAGCUCGAAAGCCCCGGCGCGGCAAACACGCUCCCAGACGCACACGCGCACGAAAUCGCAAUCUCAACCCUCCACCACCUCUACCUCACAGCAGCCCACCAGCCGUCCGGCGUUCAACACACACCAACAGCACUACAGCCCAGCCAAGUCUCUCGCGCCGAAACCUCUAACAUCCACCUUCCUCGCACCCCCCUCGCCCUCCAAGCUCCCCGCCAACGUCGCCAUCUCCGCCGAGACCAGCCGUCUGCAGACGGAACUACUCCAGCUCUCGCUUCUUCACCGCGACGCCGCCGUUGUAGACUCCGAGUGGCGGGAUAGCGCGCGCCAGAAGCUCGGGGCGCGAUUCGCGCGGCUAAACGCCGACCACGACGCCCUCAUCAAGCUCGAGAGACACGGGGUCGAGGCCCGGAAUAUCGCAGCGCUUGUGCGGUGGGGCAAAAGCAAUCGAUCGGGGCUCGGGCUAGAAGAGAAAGUCCAAAUCCUCGACGAAGCCCUCAACGGCGUCUGGCAGCUCGGCGAGCCCGGCGGGCGCUACCAGCGCGUCGUAGCCGACUUCGAAGUCUGGGCCGAGCGCAUGGCCUCCAUCAUCGCAGCCCAGCGCUCCGGAGACGUCGAAGGUCUAAUCGCCGGCGACGAGGUACAGUUCCUAGGCGACUUAGACCGGACCUGGGCGCGCGACUGCGAGAGCCUAUUGCGGAAGCUCGAGGGGUGGCGGACUGCUCUACGGGAUCUCGGCGACGUCGAUGAUGACUCUAUAGCCGACUCUGGGCUAGCGCGGAUGGUGCGCGGCGGCCGCUCGCUCGUCGACGAUAUGCUGGCCGAACUGGUGGUCAUGAGGCAGAUCGAGCGGGACGCGGCGAGGGCGGAGAACGAGUGGAUCACGCGGAUGAACAAGGCGAUCGAGGACGAAGACGACGAUACCCCCGCCGCGCGGGCGUACGUGCCGCUGUGGAAGCUGGCGGCAUGAGGGUAUUUGUCUGGUUGUUUGUUUGUUUGUUUGUUUGUUGGCUUGCUGAGAGUUGUGUUAUUAGAUUCAGACUGUACAAUAUUAAGUUAUACGAUGGUUACGAAUAAUGAUAAUUAUAAGGUUAAAUGAUAACAUGUAACCUAGUGGGUGGUAUACUUACAUAGGUUGUUUCGCUUAUGCGCUUCGUGUUCCUAGAAAACCUACCUAACCUACGAAACUUCUAAAUGGAGGCCCGUUAGCGGCCAGUCUAUGUGGACAUGCAAGGUGAUGAGAUACGCUAUUACAUG
Molecule: messenger RNA, 2272 nt
Organism: Daldinia decipiens
Lineage: Eukaryota; Fungi; Ascomycota; Sordariomycetes; Xylariales; Hypoxylaceae
Exons: 1
Coding region: 417-1985 (522 amino acids)
Source: RefSeq, a predicted model, not a curated record